GAUACCUUAAUAGUUAAAAACUAAUGAACUUGUGGUCCUCUAUAAAGAUAGCCUCCUACACAGUCGUUCUUAUGGUUCGUCACGCAACGAACACCGACGAACGGCGUUCCUUUGGCAGGACAGAAUGCUUGACGAACCAAAAGGGACUAAUUUCCAUGCAAACACCGUAAUUUCUAAGGCGUGUUGCCUACCCGUCAAGAUGACUUCCAAAACCGUGAUAAGGUCUGUUGCUUGAACGCCUUGGUGACAAACGAUUUGCCCCACUGGUCACUGGAAACCAAAAUAUCGAAAGACGACUGGGGACAAGUUAGAUCCAGAUUUAGAUCUGAUUGAUACUCUCUGUGAUUGACAGGGGGUGAUCCAUGACAGGGGGUUGCCCCCAAUUUUCGAUAUGCAAAUGAUCUCUCACAAUUGUUCUUUGCGUCAAUAUGCAAAUCAUGAAAUGUGUGCUCAUAUGAGCAAACGAAUUCCACGAUAUUCUUCUCUUUCGCACCUUUUAUAUUGCUAACUGCUCUUAUUUAUAAAAUAUGGCAAGUGAGGCCUCAGAUGAAGACAGGAAGUCACCCCGAGUGCACAAUGCCUGCUACUAUCCCGAGCUAACAACGUUUGGCCCAGAAAUAAUCCAGGAAAUUCGUCGCCUUAAUUGCUCUAUUACAGUGCAAAUGGAUCCUGACAGAAUUCCACCAUACUACUACUGGAUUGUGGGUGGCAUGCAAAAUGCUUUAGAUGUGUUGGAAAGUGGUGACUGGAUUACUUCAAUCAAUGGAACAAUUAGAUCAUUCGCCGUCGAUUUCUAUCGCGUGAUAGUUGGCGAGGGCGCUGAGUACGCCCGAGUCAACUAUCACGCGAUGGAAAUCGACGGCGAAUAA
This is a messenger RNA of Orbicella faveolata, 869 nucleotides long. RefSeq lists its product as uncharacterized. Gene Ontology annotation, molecular function: protein binding. The record is from RefSeq and is a predicted model, not a curated record. NCBI's taxonomy places the organism in Eukaryota, Metazoa, Cnidaria, Anthozoa, Scleractinia, Merulinidae. Gene Ontology annotation, biological process: signal transduction.